Molecule: messenger RNA, 2624 nt
Organism: Telopea speciosissima
Lineage: Eukaryota; Viridiplantae; Streptophyta; Magnoliopsida; Proteales; Proteaceae
Product: alpha,alpha-trehalose-phosphate synthase [UDP-forming] 5-like
Exons: 3
Coding region: 4-2568 (854 amino acids)
Biological process (GO): trehalose biosynthetic process
Cellular component (GO): cytosol
Molecular function (GO): catalytic activity
Source: RefSeq, a predicted model, not a curated record
GUAAUGGUUUCAAGGUCUUAUUCCAACCUUCUUGACCUUGCCUCUGGUGAUUCACCAAACUUUGGUAGAGUAAGGGGCAGAAUGCCUAGAGUUAUGACUGUGCCUGGUAUCAUUUCUGAACUGAACGACGAGAACAGCGACAAAGUUGGCUCUGAUGCAGCGUCUUCUGUCUCUCAGGAGAGAAUUAUCAUUGUAGGAAACCAACUUCCGAUUCGAGCACACCGAAGGUCUAAUGGUGAUGGAGGUUGGUACUUCAGUUGGGAUGAGGAUUCCCUUCUCCUGCAACUCAAAGAUGGCCUUGGAGAAGAUGUUGAAGUCAUCUAUGUUGGUUGUCUGAAAGAAGAGAUUGAACCAAGUGAACAAGACAAUGUGUCACAGACAUUACUAAAGACUUUUAAGUGUCUCCCUGCAUUCAUUGCUCCAGAACUCUUCAGUAAAUUCUACCACAAGUUCUGUAAACAACAACUAUGGCCUCUCUUUCAUUACAUGCUUCCUCUGUCUCCUGAUCUUGGUGGAAGGUUUGAUCGGUCCCUCUGGCAUGCUUAUGUCUCUGUAAACAAAAUAUUUGCAGACAAGGUGAUGGAAGUAAUAAGCCCUGAUGAUGAUUUUGUGUGGGUUCAUGACUACCAUUUAAUGGUGUUACCAACAUUUCUUAGGAAGAGGUUUAACACUGUGAAACUGGGGUUCUUCCUUCAUAGCCCCUUUCCAUCAUCUGAGAUAUAUCGCACACUACCUGUUCGAGAUGAGCUCCUCCGUGCACUCCUAAAUGCUGAUCUUAUUGGUUUCCAUACUUUUGAUUAUGCUAGGCACUUUUUAUCAUGUUGUAGUAGAAUGCUUGGGCUUGCUUAUCAGUCUAAAAGGGGUUACAUAGGACUGGAGUAUUAUGGGAGAACAGUAAGCAUUAAAAUUCUUCCAGUUGGGAUUCAUAUGGGCCAGCUUAGAUCUGUGUUGAAUCUUCCUGAGACUGAAUCUAGGGUUGCAGUGCUACAGGAUCAGUUUAAGGGACAAAUGGUUUUACUUGGAGUGGAUGAUAUGGAUAUCUUCAAAGGUAUAAGCUUAAAACUGUUGGCCAUGGAGCAGUUACUGGUCCAACACCCUGAUUGGAGGGGGAAGGUUGUGUUGGUUCAAAUUGCAAACCCUGCAAGAGGCAGAGGGAGAGAUGUAGAGGAGGUCCAAUCUGAAACUUAUUCCAUAGCAAAGAGGAUUAAUGAAAGAUUUGGAAGGCCAGGUUACAAUCCUGUUGUUUUAAUUGAUACCCCACUUCAGUCCUACGAGAGAAUUGCGUAUUACGUGAUUGCCGAGUGUUGUCUAAUCACAGCAGUGAGAGAUGGAAUGAAUCUCAUACCUUAUGAAUACAUUAUAUGCAGGCAAGGAAAUGAGAAACUAGAUCAUACCUUGCAAGUACUGGACCCAUCAGCUCCAAAGAAGAGCAUGAUAGUGUUAUCUGAGUUCAUUGGCUGCUCCCCAUCACUCAGUGGGGCGAUCCGUGUCAACCCAUGGAAUAUUGAUGCAGUGGCUGAAGCUAUGGAUUCUGCCUUAGUAGUUGCAGAAUCUGAGAAGCAAUUACGGCAUGAAAAGCACUACAGGUACGUGAGCACACAUGAUGUUGGGUACUGGGCACAGAGUUUUCUACAAGAUCUCCAAAGAACAUGUAAGGAUCAUGAGAGGAGGAGAUGCUGGGGUAUUGGUUUUGGUUUAGGUUUUAGGGUAAUAGCACUUGAUCCCAAUUUCAAGAAACUUUUGGUUGAGCAUAUAGUUUCUGCUUAUAAGAGAACCAAGAACAGGGCAAUUCUCUUAGAUUAUGAUGGUACCAUGAUGCCAAAGACAUCCAUCAACAUUACACCAAGUCCAGAGAAUAUUAACAUCUUGAACAGCCUAUGCCGAGAUCCAAAGAAUGUUGUCUUCCUUGUUAGUGGAAGGGACAAGAAAACUCUGACAGAGUGGUUUUCUUCUUGCAAAAAACUUGGAAUUGCAGCAGAGCAUGGUUAUUUCAUGAGGCCGAAUCAAGAUGAGGAAUGGGAAACUUGCGUGCCUGUUGUUGAUUUUGAUUGGAAACAGAUUGCUGAGCCUGUGAUGCAGCUGUACACUGAAGCAACUGAUGGUUCAUCCAUAGAGACCAAAGAGAGUGCACUUGUUUGGCAUUACCAAUAUGCUGAUCCAGAUUUUGGGUCAUGUCAAGCUAAAGAACUUCUUGAUCACCUUGAAAGUGUUCUUGCCAAUGAGCCAGUCUCUGUGAAGAGUGGACAACAUAUUGUUGAAGUUAAGCCUCAGGGUGUCAGCAAGGGUGUUGUGGCUGAGAAUCUAUUAGCAACAAUGAGAGAAAAGGGAAUGCUUCCAGAUUUUGUGUUGUGCAUAGGUGAUGAUCGAUCAGAUGAGGACAUGUUUGAGGUAAUCACUAGUGCCAAGGAAGGCCCAGCUCUCUCACCAGUAGCUGAAGUGUUUGCUUGCACUGUUGGUCAGAAGCCUAGUAAAGCAAAGUAUUAUUUGGAAGACACGACUGAGAUCGUCCGAAUGUUGCAAGGACUUGCAACAGCUUCAGACCAGGCAGAAAGGAAUAAUGCUUCUUAAGCUUCCCUAUGAGUCAUUAUUGAUUGAAAGCAGGUAAAAAGAAAAACAGCUUCUCU